UAUCAUUUUGAUAGUAGCCUAAUAUAGCUAAUAUAGACACUUAGAGCAUGUGUUGCCUUCAUUAUAAGGCUUAUAUAAGGCUUUUAAUUUUUUGCGGCUCCAGACAGUAUUGUUAUUUUUUUUUCUUUGGUCCAAUAUGGCUCUUUCAACAUUUUGGGUUGCCGACCCCUGCACUAGGUGGAGCCAUUACUCCAACUCCAUAUUUGACCUCGAAAUGCACCAGCCUUAAUUUUGUAGUAAAGAAUAACUCGAUGGCAACAUACUGUGUUUUGUGGAAUCACAUCCUCUGCCAUAUAUGUGUGUGCGCGACUGUGUCCUGCUUGUCUCCAUACAGGGUUGUCUGCUCCUUCUAACAAGCUGAUGUUGAAGUGCUAGGCAGGUUUUUGCCUGAAUAAGGCAGUGUUGUUUACCUCCCCCCUUUUUGCCGGAAACUUAACCCUUUCCUUUCUGUACCAAGUCAUUUGUGUGUAGGGCUAACUCUCCAGGAGAAGGAACAAAGAUUGUGUCAGAACAGUGUCAUUACAAAGUCGGAACCCCCCACAGCCACGCAUUAUUAUGUUUCUCGUGACAUCAUCUAAAGUCAAUGGUGAUGGAGAGUGUUGAGUAAAGAAGUGCGGGGAGGACAGAUUGACUGACCUAGGAUUCUCCCCAACCCUCCCAGAACGAUGUCCCUUUUUCCUCCACCUUAUUUGUACGCAAGCAAUGACUGGUCCUCUCCCCUGCCAUCCCCAACAUCUCUCCAGAUACUCUACUGAGGUAGGGUGGGGGCAGGGGUGUGGUUCUAGGCUACCACAAACCAGUCUUAGAAAGGGGAAAGAGCUGGGACUAACUGCUCAUAGGCUGAGCUGACAUGUAAUUCUGAAUUUUGUUGGGAGACAACAUCCUUGGUAAAUGUACUAAGCCAUAGUAUUGUGAGGACACCCACCAGCUGCACCCAGGAAACAGAUGGAGGUAGGACCAGAUGAGCGAGGGGCGGAGCCCACAUUGAUCCAAGAGACCUCAGAGACAACCCCCACGGAGAGCCUGUCAGACCCACUGACCAGUCAAGCCUUGGCUGCUAUAGAGGAUGAAGCAGAGCUGAAUAAACUGCUGGACAAGGCAGUCAAUUUUGAGGUCAGGCAAAUGAUCCGUGCUGCAUUGAGAGAACUGCUCAGGAGUAAGCGAGACAAGCGGGAGCAGGAGCGUGGGCCCAGGCUGCAGAGCUUGAGUAAAGCUGGCGCAGCAGGGAUGGGGUUGAAUAGAGGAGUAGGGACAAUACACUGCCAAUUCUCAGGACCCAAGACAGAAGCCAGUGUAAUGAAACCCUCUGUGGCUUCUGCCCCCCACUCCCCUGCCCCUGUCGCACCUAAUACUAAAAACAUCAAGCAGAUGUUACUGGAUUGGUGCAGGAUCAAAACAGAACCAUAUGAGGGGGUUAACAUCCAGAACUUCUCCUCCAGCUGGAGUGAUGGAAUAGCUUUCUGUGCCUUGGUUCACCGUUUUUUUCCAGACGCCUUUGAAUACUCCAUUCUCAAUCCUACCAAACGCAGGGAAAACUUUAAGCUGGCAUUUAGCACUGCUGAGAGGUUAGCAGACUGCCCCCCUCUGUUGGAUGUUAAUGACUUGCUGCGAAUGGAUGAGCCUGAUUGGAAAUGUGUGUAUACCUACAUCCAGGAGUUUUACCGCUGUCUGGUGGAGAAAGGCCUGGUCAAAACCAAGAAGAGACCCUAGCGAUGUCAGAUAUCACCUUAUCAGGAGAGGUGUAGUGUAAUAAGGUCAUGCAUGUAUCACAGAAAAAUACAUGUUUUGUGUGUUCACCAAAACUGUUGUAUAAUAGAUCGUUUUCAGUUUGAAAUUGCCUACACUUCUCAUUUGUUAUGCUUCUAGUGCUGCAUAUGCCCACAGACCAUGUCUAUGUACUGGUUGCAUGCAUUAUCUUAUGCUUAUCUGUGUAAGUGUUUCUAGAGGACAGCUGGCACUUAGGAUCAGUAUAUCAGUGUUUCCCCUACGCUGAUUUUGUCGUGGCGGCCCGCCACGGCUAAAUUUCUGCCGCCACGGUAUCAGAAAUAAAAAUCUGUACAAGAUUUUAGGCCGUUUAUCAGCAGUGAUUGUUAGAGUGCAUGUCGGAGAAUAGCACGGAAACGCGCUUCACAGCGCAGUUGAGAUUGCGUGUGUGCAUCCUUGAGAACUGUAAGUCGUAUAACUUAUGUUUUCAGUUCAUUAAAGCCUGUUAUUGUAUUAGUCUACAGUUAUUGGAAAUCUAAGUUAACUGCUGAUUUUCGUUGUUUGUAUUCUUCCCCUGCUAGCAUAAUUGCAUGUCUGUUGAUUCGAUAGCGAUUGCUGCCCUUGCUUACGUUUGUAUUUUAGGUGCAUUAUUAUGCUGAAGUACUUUUUAUUAAUAGUAGAUAUUUUGUUAUUAUUUGCUACAGAAUGCUUAGCCUAUCAAGAUCAAAUGAAGCCAACAGUGUACAUGCUUUCGAGUACCUUGAUCGAUAGGCUUGGCUACUGACCAUUUACAAUAAGUUGUUACGUCAAUUAUUAAUUGGCAGCAUAUUUCUGCCAUUUAGAACAUACUUUAAGUGGCCUAACUGUAUUGCUUUACGGAAAAUAGGACAAAAAUAUAUGCAAUACUAGAAAGGUACAUUUCCUGAAGAAAAUGUGUGUGUUUGCUGAGAACAGUUGAAGAGAUGAAUAGUGAAGGUUUUUAAAAGUUAGUAAAAGAGGUAUGUGCUUUAAAAACAAAAUGGUGAAAAAGUGUUAAAAGUAUGUCUGUCAUUGUUAUGCAUUGCAAUAAUUUCUUACUGUUGAAAAAGGAGAAAAAAAGAGUUAUGAAAACAGUAUCUUAUUGACUUUCAUACAUGUUUAAGCAUUAAAAGUUUUAACGACUGAGUAACAGAAAGAAGUUUGGAGUUAGAAAAAUGGACAAAUAUAGUGAUUAAGAUGUAUAUUGCAUAACAGUUAUCGAUAUCAUAGCAGACAAAAGUAUGUCAGCAGUAUGACUGUGAAAAAAAAGUGUUGCUUUGAAAUCAAAAUGGUGCGAUAGUGUUAAAAGUAUAUCUGUCAUUGUUAUGCAUUGCAAUAUUUUCUUACUGUUGAAAAUUGAGAAAAAACUGUGAUGAAAAGAGCAUCUUCUUUAU
Molecule: messenger RNA, 3116 nt
Organism: Hypomesus transpacificus
Lineage: Eukaryota; Metazoa; Chordata; Actinopteri; Osmeriformes; Osmeridae
Gene: smtna
Product: smoothelin a
Exons: 8
Coding region: 946-1710 (254 amino acids)
Biological process (GO): actin cytoskeleton organization
Cellular component (GO): microtubule organizing center; filamentous actin
Molecular function (GO): protein binding
Source: RefSeq, a predicted model, not a curated record